This is a messenger RNA of Salarias fasciatus (jewelled blenny), 3711 nucleotides long. Its product is annotated as stromelysin-3-like. Gene Ontology annotation, molecular function: zinc ion binding; metalloendopeptidase activity. Gene Ontology annotation, biological process: collagen catabolic process; proteolysis; extracellular matrix organization. Gene Ontology annotation, cellular component: extracellular matrix. The record is from RefSeq and is a predicted model, not a curated record. NCBI's taxonomy places the organism in Eukaryota, Metazoa, Chordata, Actinopteri, Blenniiformes, Blenniidae. Bases 101 to 1555 code for a protein of 484 amino acids. The transcript has 8 exons.
AGCUCUGUGAGCGUGCAGCACAGUGUCCUGCUCCGCGGCACCGCUGCACGUCUCCACGGUUUGAACCCCCGUCCUGGUCCCCCGUCUCUGCAGCGGCACCAUGAGGGCUGUCCUGCUGUGGGCCACCAUUCUGCCCCUGAACCUUCUGCUCUGCGUUCAGUCCCUGCCGGUGCACAACCAGAGGAAACGGCUGCAGGCAGGACCUCACAGCCACAGUCGAGCUGGUCUGAAGAAGAGGGGGAGACACGAGCAGGACACGCUGAAUGAAGACCACCACUCCAAGUCCCACAACGACACGGAGAACUGGAAGCGCCCGCGCUGCGGCGUCCCCGACUACCCAGCAAUCACAGGGGCCGACGUGCCGUACUACAGCCUGAAGACCAACAGAGGCGGCCUGAGCAAGCAGCAGCGCAGGAAGAGGUUCGCCCUGUUCGGAGGACGCUGGGAGAAGACCCACCUCACCUACAAGAUCAUGCGCUUCCCGUGGCAGAUGAGCGAGGACAAGGUCCGCCGGGUCUUCGUGGAGGCGUUCGGCGUGUGGAGCGAGGUGACUCCCCUGACCUUCAGAGAGGUCACCGAUGAGAAAGCGGACAUCACCAUCGACUUCAACAGGUACUGGCACGGGGACAGUUUACCCUUCGACGGCCCCGGAGGAAUCCUGGCCCACGCCUUCUUCCCUCGAACCCACCGACAGGGAGAAGUCCACUUCGACUACGACGAGCACUGGACGGUGGGCAACAACGUGGGCACAGACCUCCUCCAGGUGGCGGCCCACGAGUUUGGCCACGUCCUGGGCCUGCAGCACUCGCUGGAGCCCGACGCCGUCAUGAAUCCGUUCUACAGCGACUCCUACCCUCUGCAGCUCAGCGAGGACGACAGGAAGGGCAUCCAGUACCUGUACGGCCCCCCCCGGCACACGCCGCCCGAGAUCACCGAGACCAACGAGAUCGCCACGGAUCUGCCGGACGCCUGCAGGACAGACUUCGACGCCGUGUCCAUGAUCAGAGGGGAGCUGUUCUUCUUCAAGUCGCGGUACGUGUGGCGGAUCCGCGACGGCCAGCUGCAGCCCGGCUACCCGGCGGUGUCGUCUCGCCACUGGAGAGGAAUCCCAGACCGCAUCGACGCCGCCUACGAAGACAGGGCUGGAAACAUCUGGUUCUUCCAAGGUGACAGCUACUGGGUGUUCGACGCCGAGAGGAAGAUCACGGGGCCGGACUCGGUGCGGCGGCUGGGCCUCCCGGUCGCAGACAUCCAGGCGGCUCUGAAGUGGGAGGAGAACCACGUGGAGAAGGUCUUCUUCUUCAAGUCCUCCUCCUACUGGCCCUUCGACGUUCACCAGAACCGGAUCGACGACGUGCGCCCCCGCAGCAUGCACGCCUGGAGCGGCGUGCCCGGGAACAUCGACGGAGCCUUCUGGGACAAAUACGGCUACGUGAACUUCCUGAGCGGCCUGCAGUACUGGAAGUUCGACCCGGUGCGGCUGCGGGUGGUGGAGGGCUUCCCCCGCAGCAUCGGGCAGGAUUUCUUUGGCUGCGCAGCCUCUCGCUUUAAAUAAGGUCGCCGGUGUGCGUCUGGUCCGUUUGUCUUCUUCACUGCCCAAACUGAACACUCAGGCUGCCAUGGAAGUUUACCAACGGUACAUCCUAAAGAAAUCCACUUCCAUAUGGUUCAGACAACUAGAUUUAUCAGAGUCAGGCGCUUUCAGACAGCAUUUGGAAAACAGACCUGUACGCAGACGAGGUUUCUACAUUUCGAUCUAAGCAUUCAGUCAGUCGGCACAUCAGUCAGCCCAGUAUUCCAGCUGCUCCUGUGUGUUUUGUCUGAGCAGACCGAACCACAGGUAGCUCCGCCCUCCCAGGACCGCUCUUCCUUCCCUGGAUCACUCUCCAGCUGCAGGUUUGGAGCUGCUCCCGCCCAUUCAUCAACAUUUUAAACUCAUGUGUUCCAUCCUUCAUCUUCCCCCUGUGAGGCCCGCCCAUGACGAAGAGCCACCAUGAAGACCUUCAGGAGGUUCAAGCCGAUGGCUGAUGUUCCAGACUGCAGGUCACGAGACGGCUAAUUCACACAUCUGUAAAUGAGAUGCAGCACUAAGCUGCAGCUGCCUGGGAUUCAGCAUGCUCUGACAGACCGGCGUGAGCGAAUUGAUCCCUAACCAUCCGUCCAUCCAUCUGACCGACCGGCAGUCACAUGAGGAAGACAGAAUAAUCCACCUUCACAUCAUGGCUUCAGUACACACAAACACACAAGAUGAUCCAUCAUCUGUAGGAAAAAAGGUUGAGGAUGAGUGCAGCUGAGAGGGAUGAAGAGUCAAAGCUCCAGUUUCCUCUGCAGUGAUGUCUUCAGUAAAUAACCGACUGCUGAACAUAUUUACUGCAGAGGCAGCUGCAGCGCCUCCACCACUGUGUGCAGAUGUUAUAAUCACAGCCGCCCACUCGGCAUCAGGACUCAUCAACCCUGCAUUUUUACUUUCAGGUGCAAAUUAUGUCUUCAUCCCUGAUCCUGAUAAAUACAAAGACCUCUGAUGUUCACACGGCGUCUUUCUCCACUGCUCUGCGUCUCUUAUUGGAUAAUUGCACAUUUUAUGAUGUGGAUCAACUGCGGUUAACCAGACUUUUAUAAAUCUGUCGAUUUGAGGUUUCAGAGCAUAAAAAGUUCUGAUUGAGUGUAGUUCAAGUCGGUCUUUUGCAGCAUGUUAUCAGAAUGAAUUUGUGGAAUAUUGUGAGGCAGUCUGUUGAACAGACAUGAUUCUAUUCUGUUAUGAUCACACAGUAGAGUCAGUCUGAACCUGAAAGGAGUGUCAAAUUGGUGAAACCACUCAGUAAAGAAAGCAGGAGGGGAUCAGUCACUCUGCGGCGCGACGCCAUUAAGAGCUUCCAAGAGGAAUUUGGUUUCCUUUGAUGCGAUACAAAGCGUCUCUGGGCCGUGUUCUCUAAGGCGUGCUGAAUCCCUCAGGCGUGCUGUGUGAUGGUCUCAUCGGAACCUUUGUUCCAGCUGUACUCAUGUCAAUCUGUGGCCUGUCAGCUCAGCCUUCAGGCUUCCUGUAAACCUGGUGAAGUGCAUCCUGCUAAACGUUCCACGUGGAGGCUGCACAGCCUCUUCAGACGAGGAACACUUCACUCUCAUUGGUCCUGUUUUCUUGUGCAAGCCCUCCGUAAAGCUGAACUCCAGGAAGUGGCUGGUCGUGCUCAUGCAGUGUUUCCAGUGCAACGUUCAGCAUGAAGACUCACACAUACACACACACACUCACACACAUACACACACACUUCAGCCUGCUGUCCAGCUGGUGUGAUCUUAGGUCAGUCAGUAUUGCGUUGAACCUGGGGUCCGUUGAUCUGUCCAGAAGGGGCGGAGCGGCGCGCUCCGUCUCUCCCAAGGUGCUAUCCACCACUCAGCAGGCGGGCGAACCUCCUCAUACCGUACCUCACAUGUUGCACAGACUCUGUUCUCCCCUCUGUCACUGAGACCGGCCCUCACGGCCCGCUUCACUCCUCUGACGGUGACCAGAGGAGUGAGACAGAGCCGGGACGGGGCGUCUCUCACGCUUUUAUUUUGGAGAUCAGUGCAGGACACUGAUGAUUGAACACUGUGGUGUGUCUGCCUCAGCCGCUGUCCAGUGUAGCUGGGACAAUGAUAGCUGUGAUUUCAACUGUUUGUCUUUAUACCCAAUGAUUUUUUUUUUCAUGUGAAUACUUUUUUCAUUACAAUAAAACA